CGUGAGAGGGUUCUCCACCAUGCGAGGCAGAAUAUUAAUCUUUGCCGAGACCUUGCAUAAAUAGUCCUUCAGCCGGCACCUGUUGCUCUGUUUCCUCCCGGGCCCCGACCUUUCCACCUGGCUUUUGCCUUCCGCUUUGCUGCCAUUCACAGCGUUAUGCAAGCUUAAGCUAUCUUCAAUAAUUUUUCCAGGGUGGCAAGUGGAAAUGACUUCCAAACGAAGCUAGCACCUUCAACGAUUGUCCGGAGGCAGGGAGAGUCUCUUGAGGCGUUGUCACUGUGGUCAUGACAGCAGCUGCUGCUGACCGCUAUGAGCGGGGUUGCUGCAUCGGGAGAGGGUCAUUUGGCGAUGUUUACGAGGGCUUGGACACCGUGACGGGACAGCAGGUCGCGAUCAAGGUUAUCGACCUGGAUGACGUGGAGGAUGACAUCCAGGAUAUUCACAGGGAGAUCCAGGCCUUGGCCGGCUGCAAGUGCCGCAACAUCACCGAGUACUACGGCUCCGUGCUGCGGCCCGGCAGCGCCGAGCUGCACAUCAUCAUGGAGCUCAUGGCCUGUAGCGUGGCGGACCUGGUGCACCACGGGCCGCUGGACGAGGCGUCCAUAGCCUAUGUGCUGGCGCAGGUGCUGAAUGCGCUGGUGUAUCUGCACAACGAGCACCGGAUCCACCGGGACGUGAAGGCCGCCAACAUCCUGCUGUCGCGCGGCGGCGACGUGAAGAUCACGGACUUUGGCGUGAGCGGCCAGCUGAGCGGCACGCUGGGCUACCGGCGGAAGACGUUUGUGGGCACGCCCUUCUGGAUGGCGCCCGAGGUGAUUGACACGAGCGAGGAGGGCUACAGCGAGAAGGCGGACGUGUGGAGCCUGGGCAUCACCGCCAUAGAGAUGGCCACGGGCUCGCCGCCGCACUCCUCGCUGCACCCCAUGCGAGUGCUGUUCCUCAUCCCCAAGGGCCCGCCGCCGGCCCUGGAGGGCGACGCCUUCUCGCCCGAGCUCAAGGACUUUGUGGCCACCUGCCUCAGGAAGGACCCCGCGGCUCGGCCGGCGGCGCGGGACCUGCUGGCGCACCCCUUUGUGGCCGCCGCCACCCAGGCGCCCGAGCACCUGCCGGCCAUGGUGGCGGAGCUGGCCCGGCACAAGAAGCCACUGUCCUCCCGCCGCGACGCCGACGAGGCGCUCAUCGCCGCCGGCGGCACCAUGCCCGCAUGGGACUUCGGCACCGCGGGCGCCGCCGCCGCAGCGCGCGGCAAGGCGGCCGCCGCUGCCGCGGCGGCGGUGGCGGCUGCGCCGCCGGCGGGCACGGUCCGCGCCAUGGCCGCGGCGAUCAGCGCCGCCAGCUCGGGCGGGACCAUCCGCGGCGGCGCGGGGGCGGAGGCGCUACGGGAGACGCUGCGCGCCUCCGGCUCGGCGGCGGCGGGCGCGGCGGCGGCGCGUGUGGAGACCAUCAGCCGUACGGCGGGCGUGGCGCUGAAGGAAGCCCUGGCGGCGGCGAACGGCAGCGGCAGUGCCGGCGGGAGCGGCGGCGGCAGCGCGCCCAGCACCGGCACGCUGCGCCACACCAACGGCAGCGCGGCUGGGCCCAUGCCGCCGGCAGUACCCGGGCAGUACGACAGCCUGGUGCUGCCGGCGCCGCCGGCUUCGUUGCCGCCGGCGUCAGCCGGCGGCGCGCCGGCGCUGUUCAUGUCAGGCAACGGCGGCGGCGGCGCAGUGGGAGCCGUGAGCUCGCCGCCGCGGGGGCUGCCGCGGGGUGCGCCCCCGCCGGCUGCAAAGUUCGCCACGAUGUCGACGGCGGAGGCUCGGAUGUACCGGGACCUGAUGGGCCGGGGCGCCGGCGCCGGCGCUGGCGCCACCAACACCUCUUCCGUGGGCGUCAGCAGCGGCAGCGUGGGCGGUGGAGGCGGCGCGGGCGGCGCGGCAGGCACGUCGAUGGGCGGCGACGGGCACAGCGGCACGGUGGUGGCGGCGGGCCUGGCGCGGAAUAGCCUGUCGGUGGGCACGGGCGCGACGGUGGGGCCGGCGGCGAGCAAGGCGGCGAACAGGUAUGCGGCGGCGCCGGCCUUCUCCAUCAGCUCCGACGACAGCAGCCAGCAGCAGCAGCCGAGCCUGCCGGGCGCGGAGGGCAGCGGCGGCGGCUCCGUCACCUCGCCCUCCGCAGCAGCGGCUGCCGCGACCGCCUCCGCCGGAGCCCUGGCCGACGGCUACGGUACUGUGCAGUCGCGGCCGGCGGGGGCGGGCGCGGGUGCGGGUGCGGGCGCUGGCAGCGACAGCGCUUCCGCCUCCGCGGCGCCGUCUGGCUCGUUGCGGUCAACCAGCGCUACGACCACCACCACCAGCGGCAACGGCGCGGGCGCGGCGGGGCCGUCGGCAUACGGUACCGUGCAGUCCCGGAAACAGGUGGAGGCAGGGCCAUCCAGCGGCGCGCCCAGCGGUUCUGCCGGCGCGGCCGCCGCUCACACGGGCACGUUGCUGCUUGACAGCUCCGCUCUGGCGGGGCUGGUGGCGCGGGAGGGCAGCCCGGCGGAGAGCGGCGCGGUGCUGAGCCGGCUGCUGGGCCCUUGCGCGCGCUCCGCCUUCAACAGCGCGGACAAGGCCAGCCAGGCGGCGCUGGCAGGCGUGCUGAGCGGGCUGGGGCAGCUGGAGAAGAUGAUGCCGGGCGCCAGCUACCGGCUGGUCCAGGAGCUGUUGGUGCGCCUCAGCUGCAGCGCCGAGCCCACACUGGAGCCGCUGCGGGCCUCAGCCAUCGGCCUCUACGCCACCGCCGCAUCCGCCUCCGCCCCGGCCUCCGCCGCUGCCACAGCGGUCCGCGGGGAGGGCGCCGCUGCGCAGCCGCCGGCGGCGCCGGCCGCCGCCGGCGCGGCGUUGGGCGGUGUGCCGCGGGCGGUGCCGGACUUGGGGCCUCUGGGCGAGUUCCUGCUGGGGCGCUGGCGCGAGGAGGAGGCGCACGAGGUGGCGCUGCUGGCGCGGAGCCAGACCGCAGGGGCGGCGGCCGCGGCGGGGCUGGGCAUGGGCGCGCCGUCUGGGACUGGUGGCAGCGUACGGCGGUGACAGUGGCAGCGGCAGCGGUCGUGAUGACGAUGGUGCAGGAGCUCUGUAGCUCUGUAGCGGCUUUGGACUACAGCCUGCGCCUGCGGAGCUGCGGCUGGAAGACGAGCAGGGCCGGCGGGUUGUGUGGAGCGAAGGGGCGCGCGUGCAGGUCUGAAUGCGAAUUUUGUAUGCGGGAUGAGGACCGAAACGGCGACCCCGGCACGGCUGUGUGGUGCAGCAGCCAUAGGCGUGGAAGCGGAGGCGUGAGGAGAUGAUGCGUUGUUCCGGCGCUGGCGCUGUGCUGCGGCGCUGGCGUGGCGUCGCUGUGCAGCUCGCGCGCGGAGGUGCUGGCAGCUGCAGUAGUGGUCUGAAUUACAUUGUAUGCGGCGAUGGCGGAGUGCAGGCAAGGCCGCCUUAAUGGACUUGCGCGAUUGACGGUGACAGUGCUCGGUGGCGGGGUAUACAGAAGGAUAGGCCCCGCAGGCUACAUGGUUGGGUUAACAGCGGCAGGCGAGGUGGCUGGGCCUAGCCGGCCUGACGGUGACUUGCUGACUUGGUGCGGGUGAGGCCGAGGCCGCCGCGGUGGGUGGACGUAAUGGCUCAGUCGGGGCAGGAGCCGCCGCAGGGCACUCAGCUGAGACAAGGGCGGCGGCGGCAGCCGUAGUGUGAAUGGACGUGACCGUGUGUCAGGGACUGAUCUUUAGUGUGUUGCAACGGCCGCGUCUGAGCUGAGAUUUAGGAGACGGCAUAAGCAUUUAGAGAUAACUGGCUUUGCCUUCACGCUUUUUCGCGCGCUUAAUAGUCGCCUGGUGGCCUAGCGGCAUUCACCGCAUAUCGGUAGUGCAGGGCUCGGCAAUUUUAGCGCUUGCAGCACAGAAGCGUGUGUGUGCACUACAUGUGCCCUGCGCUGGUAGCAGACGUGGUGAGAGCAGGCGGCAGCCGGCAGGGGGUUCCUUUUUUGUGCAGCAGUGCGUUGCGGGUCACGCAUGGCGAGUGGCGUACGCGGUCGCCCGACGUAUUCUGCACACCUUCCAUUGCUGGUCGCUCGGCAGGCGGGUGACUGGGACCGCAGCCUUAGGGACAUUCAUAUGGCGCCGGGACUCUUGCGCAUGAUCUCCGUCGCAUGGGCGGUGCAGGCGCCGGUCAGGGUGGCUCGUCCAACAUACGUGGAGAGUGACAUUCUACGUUGUUCACAUAACCUGCUGAUUUCAGGUCAGGGUGGCUAGCGUGUGGUUGUGGUGGUGCUGGUGUGUGGCAUGACACGCAGUGCUGGCUGUAGGGAUAUAGGGCGCACGUUAGGGGCAGGGCGAACCUGCAUGCGUUGCCGCAACUGCAUUAGGCGCUGUCGCCAAUGCCCAACAUGUAUCGUAUGUAGCAUUUG
Messenger RNA from Chlamydomonas reinhardtii, 4404 nucleotides. RefSeq lists its product as uncharacterized. The record is from RefSeq and is a predicted model, not a curated record. Gene Ontology annotation, molecular function: protein kinase activity; ATP binding. Gene Ontology annotation, biological process: protein phosphorylation. NCBI's taxonomy places the organism in Eukaryota, Viridiplantae, Chlorophyta, Chlorophyceae, Chlamydomonadales, Chlamydomonadaceae. The coding region runs from base 285 to 3044 and encodes 919 amino acids. The transcript is spliced from 11 exons.